Molecule: messenger RNA, 829 nt
Organism: Cuscuta campestris
Lineage: Eukaryota; Viridiplantae; Streptophyta; Magnoliopsida; Solanales; Convolvulaceae
Source: the annotation of a GenBank genome assembly
UCCUCCAUUCAUUUCCAUCUCAAUCCCUCCAACAUUAGAAUCCACAAACCCUUACUUCGCUAGAACUAAAGAGAAGAAGAAAUGGCUAUUCUGGUGUCUCGCACGGGAAGGACUCUGCAGAGGUACCACAAAGGCCACCGACUCGUCGUCGGAUGCAUACCUUACAGGUUGAGCCGGAAUGGCGGGUUGGAGGUGCUGAUGAUUAGCUCGCAGAAAGGCCAGGCGAUGAUGUUUCCCAAGGGAGGUUGGGAGCUCGACGAGUCCAUCGAAGAAGCUGCUUCUCGUGAAUCGGUUGAAGAAGCCGGUGUUGUCGGGGUUGUUGAGCGCGAGUUGGGGAAAUGGAGAUUCAUGAGCAAGAGUCGCCCGAGCUACCGCGAAGGGUACAUGUUUCCAUUGCUUGUGACAGAACAACUUGAUCUCUGGCCUGAGAAAAAUCUCCGAAGGAGAGUUUGGAUGUGCGCGGCGGAUGCCAGAAAAGUUUGCCAGCAGAUUUGGAUGAAGGAGGCAUUGGACAUGUUAGUUGAGAGACUCAAAUUGCAAAGCAACCUAACAAGUGGGGAAGAGGGGGGCCAAGAAGUCUUUCCAAAAGCUCUUUAGGGCUUUAGGCCAGACAGAGUAGAAGCAAAGUUCACAAGUUUCUUUUUCUUUCUUUUUUUUUUCUCCUCAUCUUUUUCCUUGUGGAAGUAAUUAAAGUGGUGUAGAUAUGCCAGCACUUCUUACAUCCAUAGGAGAAAUGUUGUUUCUCAAAGAAGGUAGAGGGGACUAGGCUAUGUACUGUAUUCAUGCUGACUAAUUUCCUUCAUUCAAAGAAUCAAAUGCUUUUUCAUCA